Molecule: messenger RNA, 327 nt
Organism: Panthera uncia (snow leopard)
Lineage: Eukaryota; Metazoa; Chordata; Mammalia; Carnivora; Felidae
Product: 10 kDa heat shock protein, mitochondrial-like
Exons: 1
Coding region: 1-306 (101 amino acids)
Cellular component (GO): mitochondrial matrix
Molecular function (GO): protein-folding chaperone binding; protein folding chaperone; ATP binding
Source: RefSeq, a predicted model, not a curated record
AUGGCAAGACAUGCAUUUAGAAAGUUUCUUCCCCUCUUUGGCCGAGUUUUAGUUGAAAGGAAUGCAGCUGAAACUGUAACCAAAGGUGGCAUUACACUUCCAGAAAAAUCUCAAGGAAAAGCAUUGCAAACAACAGUUGUAACUGUUGGAUGGAGCUCUAAAGGAAAGCGGGGAGAGAUUCAAUCAGUUAGCAUGAAAACUGGAGAUCGAGUUCUUCUCCCAGAAUACAGAGGCACCAAAGUAGUUCUAGAUGACAUGGAUUCUUUUGUAGAGACUGUGACCAUUCUUGGGAAGUAUGUAGACUGAAAUGAAUCACUGAAAUGGCAU